CGUUCGUGCAAUCUGGUUUCGUCCAAUUAGCAAUUAACAAAAGCCCCUGGUGGCGUUCUCCUCGGGUGUAGUAUAAAAAGCUUGGCCACCCAAGCCAGAGCAUUGCAAAUUGUUUAUAGAGAGUGUUUUUUUAUUUUAUCAGCAGCGCUCCUUAUCGCCAGCCACCCGCUUUCUGUUCCAGAUUCCGCGCCCGCUACCCACUUUCCAAAUUCCAGUUUCCAGUUGCAGCGCUUUUGUUUCCACCAGAAGUUCAGUGACGCCCCAUCCGCCGAUCGACCAAGUCGCAUCCUCCUCAACAUGGGUAUUGAAAAAAUGCUACCCUUUACCCUCCGGCUGAAUCAGUUGAUGAGCCGCGCGGGCAGCGACUGCCUGUGCAUCAUCGAUCGUGAGGCCGUGCCCAAUGAGCUGAAGGAGGCCUUCGAGCAACACCGUUGCUUUGACAAGUCCUUUGACAGCAGCAUCUCCUGCUUUAAGGCGCCCAAUGUGGACCAGCCGGUGGUCUAUGCACCCGUUCCUGAGUUGACCGACUAUGAUGAUGUGAGGAGCUACCAGGCGGCGGCCAAGAACUCCAUUCAGAAGGUGCUCAAGGCUGGAUUCCAAACUCCAUUACUGAUUGUGCCCAAGGUCAAGCGUUUCCCUCAGGCCGAACUGUGCACCGUCCUCGGCGCUCUCGAGCAGCUCUAUGUGCCCAUUCAACUGCGUGAAGCUGGAGCACCGAAAAACACCCGUGUGACCACGCUGAGUGUCGAGAUCGACGAUCCCAAGGCGGAUGAGAUUCUCAAGGAAGCCCUAAUCCUGGAGGCCGGUCGUUACGUGGCCCGCGACAUUGGCGUGGGAGACCCGGAGCGCAUGACCCCCAUCCAAGUGGAGAAGUACAUCAAGCCCUUGUUCGACAAGUUAUCCGUGACUGUGAUAAGUGAUCUGGAGACCCUGCAAAAGGAAUACCCUCUUUUUGCGGCUGUUAACCGGGCAGCUGAAGCCGUCGAACGCCAUCGAGGCCGCAUUAUUUUCCUGGAGUACAAGCCCCCGAAGCCAGCUAGGAAGACUCUGAUGCUCGUGGGCAAGGGUGUCACCUAUGACACCGGCGGUGCUGACAUCAAGGCUGGUGGAGUGAUGGCUGGCAUGUCCCGAGACAAGUGUGGAGCAGCUGCUGCCGCAGGGUUCAUGCAGGUGGUCAAUGAGCUUCAGCCGGACGAUGUCCAUGUUGUGGCAGCUCUUUGCAUGGUUCGCAAUUCUGUUGGCGAGGAGUGCUAUGUGUCCGAUGAGAUAAUUACAUCGCGAGCCGGACUGCAUGUGAGGAUCGGCAAUACCGAUGCCGAGGGCAGGAUGUGCAUGACCGAUGCCCUGUGCCGCAUGAAGGAGAUGGCCGUGGAAAAGAAUCUGCCGGACCCGCAUAUCUUUACCAUUGCCACUUUGACGGGUCAUGCCUUCAUCUCGGCUGGCGAGGGCCAGUCGAUUGCCAUUGACAACAGCGUGGCCCAUCGGGAGGAUCAUGCUAGGAGACUUCAGGCUGCUGGUCAGGCCUUUGGCGAGCCUUUUGAGAUAUCCGUGCUGCGGCCCUGUGACUUUGCCUUCAAUGCCGGAAAAGUAAUUGGUGAGGAUCUGGUUCAGGCCAAUAACGCGCCGUCCGUGAGGACGCCGCGAGGACAUCAGGUGCCAGCCGCCUUCAUGAUCAUGGCUUCGGGUUUGGACAAACACGGCCUGGACUCCAAGGUGCCGAUCAAGUACACGCAUAUCGAUAUUGCCGGCAGUGCCGGUGAGCAUCCAGCAAUGCCCACAGCUGCCCCUCUGGUCUCUCUCGUCAAGACCCAUCUGCAAAAGUAAAGUCAUAUCGAUUUGUACACUAUUUGUGGAGACCAGACCCCAUUUCAGAACUACACACGUACUUAGACACUUAAAUGCAUAGCUAAUCAACAAUAUUAUCCUUCUGUCCACUUGAAGCAUCACUCGUCAAAAUAAAUGUAUAAUCAUUGAA
This is a messenger RNA of Drosophila kikkawai, 1975 nucleotides long. RefSeq names its product Dipeptidase B (gene Dip-B). The record is from RefSeq and is a predicted model, not a curated record. Gene Ontology annotation, molecular function: manganese ion binding; metalloaminopeptidase activity. NCBI's taxonomy places the organism in Eukaryota, Metazoa, Arthropoda, Insecta, Diptera, Drosophilidae. Gene Ontology annotation, cellular component: cytoplasm. Gene Ontology annotation, biological process: proteolysis.